AUGGAUACUGACUUCAUAGAACGGAUAGAGAAGCUGAAACUCACGGUGGAGGAAGGCGAGGAAAUAACAAUCCGAUCAACACAGAGAGAAAAAAUUUUAGAGGAGUGGUCACUCAGUCUUAUUGGCAAGUUUCUGGGUUCUAGAACCUUUAAUCAGAGAGCGGCUAAGAAUUUACUACGAUCAGUAUGGAAGAUGGGGAAUGACUUGAAAAUAGUGGACAUUGGAGAAGGAUUAUACCAGUUCAAAUUUUCCAUUGAGAGCCAAAUGAAAUGGGUCCUUGAUAAUGGCCCAUGGAGUUUUGAGAACCAGCUCUUGGUGUUGAGACGAUGGGAGAAAGGGAUGACGCCGAGAUCAGUGAAGUUCACAACGGUUCCUAUGUGGGUGCAAGUAUGGGGUUUACCCUUCGACCUCAUUAACGAAGAUGCAGGGAGAGAUAUUGGAAGCGGAUUAGGCCGAGUGGUGGAUGUGGACUCAAAAGCUCUCUCGGCAGACCAAGCAAGAUUCCUCAGGAUUCGGGUGGAGGUUCCAUUAAGCAAACCUCUACGUCGAGGCAGUCCGGUGAUAAGUCCGGAGGGGGAUAAAGUACUAGUGGCGUUUAGAUAUGAGAGAUUGGUCGGGUUAUGCUACAGGUGUGGUACGUUGGGCCAUGACGAAAAAUUCUGCAUUGUUUCAUCGGAGUCGGUGGUAGGGGAUAAUCCUUACGGAGAAUGGAUGAAAGCAGGGUACAGAGGCGGCCAGGGGAACAUGGGGAGACGUCCACAUGGAUUUCAACAGCAGAAUGAUAAGAAUGGCAGGGCGGACCGUGGCAGAGGUCCGGCGCAGGGGGCGGCGAACUCCAAUUCAAAUUCUGGAGUAAUGAUCAUUGAUGAGAAUGCCGAAAAAUCAGGGAUUAAUGAUGAGGCAAAUAACAUCCCAUCCGUUUUGGAAGAAACUUCAACGGAAACAGAGUUGAUGAUGGUUGACCCUACAAUAAAGGACUCUGUUUUAGAUGAGGGGAACAGAGUAUCUUUUGAAGCCGCAAAUCAAGGUAUUAAUCUGUAUAAUGUCCCUCUUAAUUACGGCACUAACUCUAUUCCGUUUGGAACAAAAACAAAUGCUAAACAGAAUACAGCUGGGCCACGUGACUCACCACACCCUGAAACUCUGCCCAUGCACGCAAACGGCCCAAUAAACCAAAAAGCCACAAGGAAGAAAGUUUUACGUAAAAGUGAGGCGGCCAAACAGGAGGAAGGGAGUGUUGAUAAAAAAACAGGUCUAAAGAGAGAGCAUAGAGCUUGGGAAGAUGUCUCAGAGCCUGAAAAAACAGAGUGCAAGAAGGCAAGGAUGGAGAUGCAGAUGGACAAAACAGUUAAUCCAACGAUGGAGGCUGGUUGCCAGCCCCGCCGAUCGCAAUGA
Quercus lobata is the source of this 1395-nucleotide messenger RNA. RefSeq lists its product as uncharacterized. Gene Ontology annotation, molecular function: zinc ion binding; nucleic acid binding. The coding region runs from base 1 to 1395 and encodes 464 amino acids. The transcript has a single exon. NCBI's taxonomy places the organism in Eukaryota, Viridiplantae, Streptophyta, Magnoliopsida, Fagales, Fagaceae. The record is from RefSeq and is a predicted model, not a curated record.